Daphnia pulex (common water flea) is the source of this 7701-nucleotide messenger RNA. RefSeq names its product nuclear mitotic apparatus protein 1-like. NCBI's taxonomy places the organism in Eukaryota, Metazoa, Arthropoda, Branchiopoda, Diplostraca, Daphniidae. The transcript has 15 exons. Bases 238 to 7377 code for a protein of 2379 amino acids. The record is from RefSeq and is a predicted model, not a curated record.
GUUUCCUAUUUCUAGCCAGAAGAGGCUUCCCUUUUCCAGGUACUUACUUCAAAUUUGAAUUGGAGUAAGGGAAAGGGCUCCAGAUCUUUUCGCCGUUGAGAACCAAGAACAAGAACACAUAAUCGAAAAGUGCAGUAACAAAGUAUGUCGGAUCACGUUCGAGUCUAUUGAUCCAUUUUAAACCAACCAACCGUUUCGUUUUUUUUUCAUAUUUGAUAUUUGAUUAUUUUAACAAAAAUGGGACAAAAGAAGGAUACUCUCCUUAGGUGGGUAAACUGUUGUUCAGAUGCUGCCACAAACAUUGAAAGAAUAAAAAAUCUGGCUGAUGGAUGGUUUUUUAUCCACAUUCUGAACUUUUUGAGGAGCCAUCCCACAGAUGGUACUGACCCUUGGCUUCAAACUAUAAACAUUUUAAGAGAAUACAAGUUGCAAGAAAAUGUUGUUGAUUUUGAUGCAGCUGCAUCUGGAAAUGAAGAUGAACUGGCAAAACUCAUUGUCAUUUGUAUGCAUCUUACCAUGGUGCAAAAGCCGUGUGAACAUAUCAAAGAAAAGACGAUGUGGAAUCUUUCUACGGAAGAUCAAAAAGUGAUUGAAGCUAUUCUCCUUGCUCUUGUCAAUGAUGACCAACUAACGAGAAGCAGAUUAAUAGAUGUGUUACAAGAUAACUUGCAAGAAAACAGCUUUACUAAGUCUGUCAUGUUCUACACAUCUUCUCCACUUUCAUCACUUUCUUCAAUGAAGAAUUCUCCACUAAAGAGAUUCCUUGAUUCUCCUAUGGCCCUUCGUUUAACACGCUUGCAAAAAGAGAUCAGUGAUAAAAACGAAGAAAUCCGCCGACUCCAAUCGGAACUCAUGACAGAAUCAGACGAAUCAUCUGCACUCAGUUUGCGAAUGGAUGAUUUGAAACGAAAAGUAAAGGACCUGGAAAAAAAGAACACCGAGCUUGAACAGAGGUUGCGCGAUGUCCAACUUCCCGAUUCUUCCGGUCCCGAUACUGAUGGCGAAAUCACCCAUUUGAAGAAGAGGCUUAAGAAAAUGCAAAACGAGUAUGAAGCUUCGUGCCAGAAGUAUUGUGAUCUCAAUAUAGAAUACGAAGCAAUGAAGACUCGUCAAGAAAAAGAUCGUAAACAGAUACGAAAACUUCAGCUCGAUUUGAACGAUUCUGUUGCUCGUUUUGAGAAAGAAUCCGCAGAGUAUCAGCUUCUUCUAGACUCUAUCCGAACUGAGAAUGCUGAAUUGAAACAUUCCUUAGAGGAAAAAGCUCAGUGGAUCGAUGUUCUGGAGGAAAAAAGUCGGACUUGUUCUGAGAUGCAUGCACGUCUGAAUGCGCCCAGGUCUCCUUGCGAAAGAGAAAGCAUUGGUUACAGUCUACUGUCCAUUGAGACCGAAAAGUUGCAGGGUGAUUUGGAAUCUUACCGAAGAGAUCUAGCUCGCCAAUCCGACCAAUUUAACUCGGAGAAAAGAAUUUUUCAACAACGCGCUGCUGCUCUUGAGGAAGACAAACGCGGUCUCCAUCGCCAAGUUGAAGAAGCUAAUCUCGAAAAUCAAUCUCUUCAUGUUCAAUUGGAUCAGGCCAAGACAAGCUUAGAACAGCUCUCACUUGGCUGUGAUUCUCUUAGCAAAGAGAAGGAAGAACUUCGUCGCUCUCUAGAUGAGUUGCAAUCAGAAUUCCACAAGGAGAUGAGCCGGGCUCAACAGCAAUUGGACAUCCGCAUCCAAAAAACUUUGGAACUGGGUCUUGACAUUGAGGCAUUGAAUCACCAACUCGAAGAAACACAAGCUGCAAAGAAGGCUUUGGAGCAGUCCAUCCAUGAACUGACUGAAGAAAAUCUGGGAUUAGGCCAGUCAAUGGCAGCUUUGGAACAGAGCCAUCUCGAUUUGCAAUCAACUCUUUCUACUAAUCAAUCUAAAUUUCAGUGUGAACUGGAGGAAGUAUCAAGUCAUUUGAAAUCGAGCAAGUUACAAAUUGCUGGUCAGUCACUGAAGAUAACCGAAUUGGAAGGGCAGCUUGAAUGCCUUCGUACUGAGCUUGUGACCAAGGACGAAACCUUUUCAAUCUUGGAAACUGAAAAACAACAAUUGUGUGAGACCAAACUUAGUCUUGAGCAGCAAAUGUCCGCUUUGCAAUCUGCUUUUGAGAUGUCAAAACAAGAAUUUCAAGCGCGCUUGGAAAAAGUAAACACCGAGUUAGAAUCAGCAACUGCUCAAAUUGCCGACUUUUGCGAGGUUACUUCAUCUCUUAAAGAGCAGUUGGAAGUGGCACUGCAAGACAAGCUACAGUCUGAUAACCUCUCGUCACAACUUGAAGCUGAUCUCAACAAACUAUGCCAAGAACGUGAUAAUUUGCAAGUGGAGGUUCAACAGUUAUUGCAUGCAGCUCAGGUAUCUCGCGAAGAAUUCCAAGCUGAAAAAGAUGGUCUCUUGAUGGAGUUGGAAGCUACAAAGAACGAUGUGAUCGAACGAGAGAAUCGCAUUUUAGUUGCUGAACAAAAACAUCAAGAAGCAACACUGCAAAUCAACCAUUUAGAGUCAUCCGUUCGUUCCCUUGAGCAGGAAACUGCUGAACUGAUUGCUUCAAGGAGUUUUUUUGACCAGCAAAUAUCUGUACUCCGAGCCGCCGUCGACACUGGCAAGACCGCAUUGCGAGAAAUAGAAGACAGAGCCAAAGAAGAAGCAGAAACGCACGCAAAUCUCAUUACACAGCAAAAGGAAAUUAUUCAGUCCCUGCAAGUUCGUGUAGAGAACUUGUCCGAAGAGAAAAACGUGUUGGAAUCUCAAAUAGUCGACCUUGGAGCGGAUAAAGAAAAUUUGCAUCAACAAUUAAUUUCAUUGGAGGAUUCUAGAAAAGAGGAACAAGCAGCUCAUGACAUUCUAGUAGCAGAACUAGAAACUCUACAAGCAAAUUCUCGUCAGCUGGGCGAAGUCUAUCAGCAGCAAAUGGUUGUCAAGUCCGAAGAAAUAGCAAGCAUGGAGAAAAAGUUGGAGACAGCUGUGCAAAAAGAAGUCGAACUUGAAGUUCGGAUUGCAGAAGUGAAUAAUGAAAAGGAUCUACUCGUCCGUGAAAAUGAGUUGCUUAAGGAAGAGGUUUCUGAGCUAAUUUCAACGAUAGCAAAGGAGAAAAAUGUUUUGGAAACUAACUUGAAUGUGCUUAAAGGGGAGUUGGAGUCUAAUGUAAAUGCGAUGGAGCAAUCUCAGCAGAAAAUCCAACAUAUGGAAUUGGAGCUAUCUGGAUUAAUUGCCAACAAGUCGUCUCUGGAAUCUGAAGUUCAGAAGUUGUCUGCAGAGUGCACCGUUUUGGCAGAGGGACGCCUGCAUCUCGAGAAAGAAAAUAGUCGCAUGGAUGAAUUUUACAAAGAACAAGUAAAGGAGUACGAGAACCGCCUUUCUCGGUUGACUGAAGAACACAGUAUGCACGUUACUUCAAUGGAAGAACGACUUGAAGCCGCUCAACAAAUUAACCUUCGCAUCGAGGAAGUGAACGGCGAAAAAAUCAGACUGCUUCAAGAGAAUAAGUUACUUCAAGAAGAAGUUUCAAACCUGACUUCCUGUAUAACGAAAGAAAAAAUUGUGUUCGAAACAGACUUCAAUGCCCUAAAAGAAGAGUUGGAGUCCAACAUUAAGGUGAUGGAGGAAUCGAAGCAGAAAAUCCAAGAAAUGGAACUGGAGCUGACUGAAAUGAUUGCCCAAAAGUCGUCGUUGGAGUCUGAAGUUGAAGAGCUCUCUGCUAAGUGUUCCGAGAUGGCUGAAAAGCGCUCGCGUCUAGAAGAAGAAAAUCGAAAAAUGGAUGUAAGCCAUAAGGAACAGUUAGCUGAGUUCGAACGUCGUCUUUCCAGCUUGACCGAAGAUAAUGCGGUGCGUAUUAAUCAACUAGACGAGCGGCUUAAUGCUGUUGUUCAGCUCAAUCAUCAACUAAAGGACGAUUGUACGAGACUAGAAAGUGAACGUGAAGCAAUGAGCUUCGAGAAAUCGGGAUUUGAGCAAAUGUACUUGGAGGUUAAAGCUGCUUGUGAAGAAGCUGAAACUAAGAUCCAGAUGGAAGGCGAAUUGGCUCGACAAGAAGUUGAUGCUAAGAAACAACAAGUACUGCAGCAAUCAAAUGCUCUAGAUGAACUGGAACACAUGAUUAGUAGUCUUCGCCAGGAUAAAGCAGAUGCAGAAUCCAGUUAUACCCAACAACUUCUCUUGUUGCAAGCUGAAAAACAAGAAAUGAUGGAGUCGCAUGAUCGAGUAGAGCAACACAAUGCUUCCUUGCUUGCCUCGUUCGAAGCAUCACGAAACGAACUAGAACGACAACUCACUGACGCGAAUCUGAAAUUAAAGGACCAUGUUGAGCUUUUGCAGCAGUCACACCUUUCUCGACAACAGACAGAGGAGCAAAUGGAAGCCUUGGAGGCGAAAGUCUGCAAAUUGGAGCUGGAUUUGAAGAAAGCCGUUGAGGAAAAAGGUCAACUAACAAAUGAAAUGAUGGUCUUGCAAGCUGUUCAAGGUGAAAUGAGAAAUCUGGAAGUAGCGAUGGAACAGUUGACGUCGGAAAUUCAAGAGCUGUCUUUCAAGAAAGCUAAUUUGGAAAAGCUUCGAGAGGUUUUGGAGGAAGCUAAGGCCACUGCUGAGGAGGAGACCAGGCAGCUUCGUCGAGAAGUAGAGUCCAAGGAGCUUGAAAUCUCACAUCAUGUUGAAAAGGUGGAAUUCACAGAGUCGCAACUACAGCGAAGCAAGAACGACCAAAUAUUACUCCAGGCUCGUAUUUUGGGUUUGGAAUCCACUGUAUCGAAUCUGGCUACCAAUGCAACUGAAUCAUCGCAAACUAUUGUUACUCUCGAGAAGCAGCUUCAAGAACGAGAGGCUGCUCUGGAACGGGCAACUGUAGAACUCAACGCUGAGAAAGAACAGUCAGUAACAACUCAAGCUGCAUUUAUUAAAGCCAUUUCAGAUUUGCAGAGCUCCAGUGAAAACAACCGACGCGAGCUCGAAGCAGCCAUCACCAGUUUGAAGAAAGAACUCAGUUUUGAAAAGCAACGUGCAUCGGAAGAAUCAAAUUCUAUUCAGGCACUAACUUUGGCGAAAAAGGAAGCUAAUGAGCUCGCGGAAUCACUUCAGGUGAAGCUGUCAGAGAUGGAGGCUGAAGUGUCAAAGCUUGCUGAAUCCGAAGCGUCGAUGAAGACGGACAAGUUACAACUCGAAAAAACAAUUGGUUCAAGAAAAAUCGAACUUGAAAAUGAAAAAAUUGACAUGGAGAAACAGAUGGCUCAACUAACUUUCCAACUUGAAUCUAUCUCAUCGUCAUUUUCUGAUAUGGAAAGCGAAUGCAGCAUUUUGAAAUCUGAUAAGUUGCAAACUCUUCAAGAAAAAGCACAGCUAGAACAAAAGUUUCGUGACAUCGAAAAGAAUUUCCAGUCAACGGUUGAAGAGCUACAGUCGCAAUUAAAGACCACGGAUGCAGAACUCCAAUCUCAAAUUGCUAAGGUGAAUGAGUUUUCGAGCUCUACUCACGCUCUCAAACUCCAAAUUGAAACAAUUGUUCAAGAAAAAGAGACACUGGAAAAGGAUUUUGGCGCUCGAAUUUCAACUUUGAAUUCAGAUAAAGAAAUGCUACUAACUAAGAACGCUUCGGUUGAACGUGAAAAUCAAGAACUCAAAUCUGAACUUGCCGCUGAAAAGACGAAAAUAUUGCAGGGUAAGGGAGAAAUCAUGCUUGAACACCGAAAAGAAAAGGCGGCACUGGAAGCUCGUCUACUUGUAGCGCAGUCUCAAAUGAAAUCAAUGCAAGAGAAGUUGGUGAAUAUGACUGUGGCUAAUAACUCACACGCACCUCUUGAACACAAAGUCAGCGUGUUGACCAGCGAGCUUGAAGCGGUUAAUAAAGCGAAGAGCGAGUUAGAGAAACGUCUUGAUGACUCCAUUUCUGUACGAAAGGAAGAAAUGCUGUCCGUGAAGAAGGAGGAGCUCACUGAGAGUCACCUCAGCAAGGCUUCAACGCUGGAUUUCGACUCUGAGAUUGCUUAUUUACGCAAGAAGUACGACAGUGCUAAGAAAGAGCUCAACCGUAAAGAUGAAGUCAUCAAUCAAUAUGCAGUUAAAUUCGAAAAAAUGCAAAAUCAGUUAGACAAUCUUAACGAAGAAGUCGCCUCCUUAAACAUGGACAAAAAGAAGCUUGUGUUUGAGAAUCGCAGUCUGAAAACAGAACAGAAUCACUUGUUGGCACAAAUAUCAUCUGAAAAGGACAAGGCAAAUGCACGCAAUACCAGACAUUCACUGGCCUUACAGAGGGGUAGUGCAGCAUCUAACGGAGGAACAUUGGCUGAUGCCAUGAUUGACGCUCGACGUCGUUCAAUGCGUCCAACCCGCAGUGAAGUUGUGUCUACUAGCAGAGAGCGACAGGAACCCAUCGAAGUAUUCAGACCACCUCAGUUAGCAUUUGGGGAUGGCUCGGAUGCCAAUAGCAUUUUCAAAGUACCUCCCAGUCGCCGCGACUCGACAAGCAGUGUCUGCAGCAAUCGUAGCGAUGUUUCUAUUACAUCACGAGGUACGAACGUCCCACACGGAGCAGGUCGUCUCUUUACCUGUGACGAUGAAGACGGGGAGCUGUUCAGCAGUUCAUACUUGAACGAAAUGAAAGAAGGUAAAUGCCGAGUGGAAGACUCCAGCACUCGGGUCAGUGAGUUGCUUAGGCGCAACACCAUGCAGCCGCCGCACAUGCGCUCAGCUUAUCCCAUCGAAAUGAACGAUGAACGCCUCCGUCAGAACGACAUGACCAUCUACGAUCAGCCCAAAGCCACCUCCAGCAGAGCAGACAAUCACGACACUUUACAACAGCUUUCUUUCGCAACAUCGAUGCUCAGUAUGAACACACCACCAGCCAUGAACACUCGUAAACGUCGUUCCAGCUCUUGGAACCCCACAGAAAUGGAGACGCCUGUCAUGCAGCCCAGAAAGCGACGAUCGUAUGAGUUAGAUGCAGAUCUUUCCUCCGAUUCCACAGACACACGGAGCAUUUCCAGCAGUGCCGAGCGUAAGAAGCAUCGAGAUGCUAGUCUUACUUCUUAUUCACGCCCUGGACCUCCUACGCCUGCGAGAAACGCUGUAAAAGAAAACAUUUCUACACCAUCGACCGCUUCCUCUCCACCUAAAGCGACGUCCAAAGCAUCGAGUAAGGCGGGAUCCAAACGAACCAGUCCUGCUCAUGGUACCAAAAACUCGAAGUUGACUCCAGUCGGUGCAUUGGUGAGAAAAGUACAAGCAAAACUCCGCAGCAAUAUUCAAGCUUCUAAUGAACAGAACACUCCUAGCUCUACUCGUACAACACCACGGGGAUCAAAAUUGAACAUAUUCAGGAAACCUCUUGGAAGUCGAACCUACAAUUCGGACGCAAAGUUUUAAAUUUCCAUAAGUGUUUUCUAUUUUUAUUUUUAGACCUUGAUCCUUGAAAUAUUAAAAAUUCUAUAAUUUUUUUUAGCAUAUCGUAGCAAUUAACUUUCACAUAUUCGUUAGAAUAACUCGGAUGUUCUCCCUUAAUCCUUAAAUUCCAUGUUCAUGCAUCAUUGACUAUCCCUGCUUCCCUGGCCUUCUUUAAUCCUUAUAAGUUUCCCUACUUUACUUACCCCUACUUUCAUGCUAUAACUUGGUUUAUUGGGAAUUUAAAAAACUUAAAACCUGUACGUAAUAAGAGAUUUCUUACGAUAAAAAAUAAAUACAACGUUUGAU